Molecule: messenger RNA, 368 nt
Organism: Astrephomene gubernaculifera
Lineage: Eukaryota; Viridiplantae; Chlorophyta; Chlorophyceae; Chlamydomonadales; Astrephomenaceae
Source: the annotation of a GenBank genome assembly
GGGAGCUGUGGGGCCGUCUGGCGCACCGGCUGCGGCAGCUGCCUGCGGGAGAGCUGGUGGGUGCUGUAGGCCGCCGGUCGCUGCUGGCCGCCUGCCUGCCGCACGUGCGGGCCAUAAGGGCACUGCAGCAGGGGCAGACCUCUCCCGCACACCCUCCGCCGCCGCAGCAGCAGCAACGUCAGCAGCAGCAGUCCCAGGGGCCGCAGCCGCAGCAGCAGGGCCCCGCCGCGGGACAGGGGCAGCCGCAGCAGCCGCAGCACCCCCCUGAGGGGUCCCUGCAGGUCCACUGCGCGGCGCUGCGGGAGCUGCUGCAGCGGCCGCUGUCCGCCUGGCCGGAGGUGCGGCGGCUGGGGGAGCGAAUCAGGCCG